AGCCGGGUGGGGCCUAUUGGUUGAGUCGUGGCUGCAGCAAGCUUUAGUAUGAAAGUCUCCAGAGUGGAGAGAACUGGGCUCGGAAAGAGAGACACCGGGAUUUACUUUUUCGGACGCAUUCGCGUUCAAUCUGUUCCUCGUGUUGCAUCAAUGUAGAAAAUUCAAUUGCUGGAUCGAUGUGUAAAUAUGUGACAAACCGGUAACGCGAGGUGUGCAAGAAAUAAAAAUGUUGCCGCACCACGCACGACAUCGCAUUCUGGUGCUCAUUUUAGCACUCUGCCAAGCACGUGUGUAUAGUGUGUCGGCAAGUGACAAACCAAAUAUUUCGCCGGACGAAGGACAAAUUGUAAUAAACGAAGGAGAACCUCUAGAGAUUACGUGCACUGGUUCUGCACCAAUUAAGUUUGUUUAUCCCGACGUUUUUGGAGACGCGGUUAAUACUUCAACCCCAAAAACGAGCAAGGAAGAAAAAAAUGGCAUUUAUCAAUAUGUUUUUCAAAGACCAAACACCGUUUUCGGUGAUACAGGCUGGUACGGUUGCACCAAUUACAAUGUUGAAAUUACUAAAAAUUUCUACGAUGACCCUGAGGUGAACUGGUUGUACGUCUAUGUGAAGUCUAAUACGAAUUUAUUCGUGGAAGCAGAGACUUUUGCCCCCCUGAGUGCAAUCGCUGGCGGUAGUAUUGUAAUACCAUGCAGACCUACAUCGCCAGAUCUAUUGCCUAUCUUGUCUGAUCACAAUAAUGAAGAAGAAUUGAUGAAAGAGGCGUCAUUUGAUCCAAGAAUUGGUUUUACAAUUAGGAAUCUGCUGGUGAAAGAUAGCAGUUGGUACAAGUGCUCGAUAGAGAAGGAUGGUGAAGAGCACGCGGUCAAUUAUAUAUUGUCUGUACACCUAAAACAAAUCUUACCUGAACCAAAAAUUCAAGAUGAUAGCCUGCUACAUAUUACACGUGGACAAGAUCUCUAUGUUAAUUGUACUGUCGAAGUGGAGCUAUCCAUGCAAUACGUAAUCAAUUGGCAUACACCACAGCAGAAUAGCAGUAGAAUAAGCACUGAGCAAUUCAGAAAACAUCUCGACGGGAAUUCUGUCCUAGUUACGUCUCAGUUGAUAAUACUUAAUGUAACAGACAAGGACGCAGGAGAAUAUGAGUGCAUCAUUAGGUCGAGACAUGACAUCAAGAGAGUAACAAAGAAUAUCAUGAUACAUGAUCCUCAAAUGAAAUAUAUAAAUCUUGUACCUCAACACACUGAUAAAUAUUAUCAAGCCGAAAGCGGUAGUUACAUUCAAUGGGUUGUUUAUGUUGAUGGCUAUCCAAAACCGUAUUUACAAUGGUUCAAGCCUAAUGGCGAAGAAAUUAUAGAGAGCCCAAAGUAUUUCAUGAACACAAGUGCAACAGCUACCACUUUGAAAAUAAUUUCAUUAAGCGUAAUGGAUACAGGAAAUUACACACUUGAAGCAAAAAAUGAUUAUACGAUCGAAAAAGUGAACUUUACAUUGGAUGUUAUAGCUAAGCCGGUUUCCUUACUGACCCGUAUCGACCCUUACUAUCCACCUAAUGAAAGUACAGAGUUUUAUUGUGAAGUAAUAUCUAAUCCACCUCCAAAUAUAACAUGGAGUUUUCUGAAGUGUCCCUUUUAUCCAUCGCUUGAAGAUUCAACAACUGUACAUCUGACGGAUGUGAUACAAAUUGCACCUUACAGCUCUAGUUACAGAUUUGAAUCAACAGUAAAAAUGCCUGUGGAAGUAUCAGGGAAAAUAACGUGUAAAGCUUGUAAUGUCUUUGCCUGUGAUUCUGUAACUGAGACCAUUCUUGUUUCGGAUGGAGUAGGUGCUUUUGGCAUUAUUGGGCCAAAAGAGCCUGUGACGAAAGGCGAUGACAUAGAAUUGACAUGUGCCGCUUCUGUUUACAAUUAUACGAAUGAAUUUAGAUGGUCCAUACUGAUAAAUCAAACUGAAGAGCCACUUGUAGAAACAGAAACAUUACAGAUUGUGCAGCAUAAAACUCCAUUUACUUAUCGAUCAACGUUAACACUCAAUUAUGUUCAAGAAUCAGACGCCAAAGAUUAUUUCUGUACAGGAAAAAUCAUGAAUGCAUUGAAUCACGACACUUUAGAAUCUCUUUCUGACUAUGCAAAUUACAAAUUAGUUAUCCACGAGCCGGUGUCGCCAUAUUUUGUCAGAACUAAUAUGAAUGAAACUAAAAUACGAACUAUUGAUGUAAUCGCCGAAGGCCACAAGACGGUGAUAUUGCAAUGUUUUGCAGAAGGUAUGCCAAAACCAACAGUGACAUGGUAUAAGGACAAUAUGGUGUUAAAGGAAAAUGAUCAAUUUUUUUUUAAAUAUGAUUAUCAAGAACUAAAUAUAAAAUAUUUGAAGCAACAUGAUAGCGGAAAAUAUUCGUGCCAAGCUAUUAGUCGAUUGGGUACCAACGAGAUAUAUCAGCAAAUAAUGGUGAAAAAUGCAAAAUGGCACAAGCUUGAUAUUAUAUUAGCUACUUCAAUAGCUAUUCUAGGUUUCAUCCUAAUAAUUUUAGCGAUCUUCUUUACGAUUAAGGUUCGUCGUGAAAAGAAAAUGAGAAAAGAAUUAAUGGAAGCAGGUCUUAUGCACUUUGAAGAAGGUGCUUUAGAAUGUUUAAAUCCAGAUUUGACAGUUGAUGAUCAAGCAGAAUUACUUCCUUAUGAUAAGAGGUGGGAAUUUCCAAGAGAACGAUUGAAACUUGGAAAACAAUUGGGCAGUGGUGAAUUCGGAGUUGUAAUGAAGGCAGAAGCUCAAGGAAUAUGCGAAAAUGAUAGUAUCACUACAGUUGCUGUGAAGAUGGUUCGUCGGACUACUAAUCCAACUUACGUACGUGCACUUGCGAGUGAAUUGAAAAUUAUGGUGCACCUUGGCAAGCAUCUGAACGUCGUUAAUCUUCUUGGUGCUUGCACUAAAAAUAUUUCCAAACGUGAAUUGCUGGUGAUUGUCGAAUAUUGCCGCUUUGGAAAUCUGCAUAAUUUCCUUUUACGACAUAGAAAUGAUUUUAUUAAUCAAAUUGAUCCCAAAACUGGAAAACUCGAUCCAACUGUCGGUAUGGAUAUAUUGACGAGGGCUGUCAGCAUCAGUAGUAAUAACAGGAUAAAAUAUGCGGCAUUGUCCUUUUCUCGCAGUCUUAGUGUAAAUUCAGACACUGGUGUGGUGGUUCACUACAGCCCGGGAACAAAUCCGGACUCUCCAGAGAUUAAUUUCUCGCCAGACAGCUGUGUCAACAGUAAUUCAUCUCAACCAGAAUGGAGAUCAAAUUACUGCGGUGACUACAAAGACCAAAAUCUCAAACCAAUCUGCACCCAGGAUUUAUUGUCUUGGGCAUUCCAAGUAGCGCGUGGAAUGGAAUAUCUCAGUCAAAGAAAGGUAUUGCAUGGUGAUUUGGCAGCAAGAAAUAUCUUACUUGCCGAAGACAACAUAGUGAAAAUUUGCGACUUUGGUUUAGCAAAGACUAUGUACAAAGACGGCAAUUACAAAAAAAAAGGUGACGGGCCAGUGCCUAUAAAAUGGAUGGCCAUCGAAUCGAUUAGAGAUCGAGUUUUCUCGACGCAAUCGGACAUAUGGAGCUUUGGUAUAGUGCUUUGGGAAUUUUUCACACUGGCUGAAACACCAUAUCCUGGUAUGGAGGCAGAGAAACAGUAUCAAAAAUUGAUCGAGGGCUAUAGAAUGGAACAGCCUGAAUAUGCUAUUCGUCAAGUAUACGACAUAAUGUUACAAUGCUGGAAAGCCAAGCCGACACUACGUCCAAGCUUUACAGAUCUUGUAGAAAGUAUUGGAAAUUUAUUAGAAGAAAGUGUAAGAUUGCAUUACAUCAGUCUGAAUACACCGUAUAUGGAUAUGAACACGUUAAAUCUGGAGAGCGGGAAAAACGACUAUCUGACGAUGAUGUCCGCACCGGAUCAUACGAUUCUAUCAUCCCCAAAUCACGAUUAUGUAAACUCGCCAUUUUUGGAAAACCCAUCGGAUCCAUCGUACUUGUGCAUGAGUCCUAGUUCUCCAACGGAUGAGUCCGGGAUAUUUAGUCCUAGACCACAGGACGAGCACUCGCACUUCAACUUUCCAUCGCCCACAUCAGACUUUGAGGAUGCAGUCGAACAAUCUCCAAUGCUGAAGCACGAAGAGGAUCCUUACUUGAAACCGAUCAAUGUCCUCGAGCGAAGAGCAGAGUUCGCACGGCAGAGGCAAGCAAUGAAGAAUCAGAUGGUCGCUAGACCGAUAGAACGAGAUUCCGGUUAUUGCAAUGCACCGCAGAAUCUUCAUCUGAUAGAUCUGAACGACAUCGACAACGCCGUGCAAACGGACACAAUGGACUCAAAGACAAAUUACACGCCAUCCAUUAUCAGCACACAAGACAAUUACGUAAACAUGCCAAAACAGAAGAAUGAUCUAAGUCUAAGAAAGAAUAUACCGGACAGCUUCAGCAAUCCCAGUUACGUGAUGAUCAGUAACUGCGAGAUGGACCAGAAAGCUUAGUCCGCUUAGAGUUUUUAAUCUCGCUCUUGUAAAUACCGAAUUAUUUUAAAAGUAAAAUUCGACGUGGUUUAGUAAUUUAUUCAUAAUUCUACACUCCAAUAUUUUAUGAUAUUUUUACUGUUACAGUUGUAAUGUUAAAUCUACACUGUAGUGUCAUCUGAUUUCUGAAGAUUUUUUACAAAGUUGUGUCUUUUUUGCGUAGAAUGCAUUCUGA
Vollenhovia emeryi is the source of this 4709-nucleotide messenger RNA. RefSeq names its product vascular endothelial growth factor receptor 1 (gene Pvr). The coding region runs from base 227 to 4495 and encodes 1422 amino acids. Gene Ontology annotation, molecular function: transmembrane receptor protein tyrosine kinase activity; ATP binding. The record is from RefSeq and is a predicted model, not a curated record. The transcript has 22 exons. Gene Ontology annotation, biological process: cell surface receptor protein tyrosine kinase signaling pathway; positive regulation of kinase activity; protein phosphorylation. NCBI's taxonomy places the organism in Eukaryota, Metazoa, Arthropoda, Insecta, Hymenoptera, Formicidae. Gene Ontology annotation, cellular component: signaling receptor complex.